GUGUAUGGGUGAAUACGCCCUUGAAAACCGUGCUACAAAAAAUCUAAAGUCAGCAUAGCAACAACAUUUCGAACCAUAAAAUUCCUAUUGUAAGGAAUACUGAGUACUCUUUACUGCACGGAUGCCUUUAUGAGAUGAUUGAAGAGAAUGCACAGAGCUGUAAGGGUCGAGAAGGCAAGACAUUAAUCUAGAUAGGUUUGUUAGUUUCUUAGUGGUGCUUUAUCUUACUGUAAGAUGUUUACGAGAAGAUGGUUCCAUCCCUCUCUAAGCGGCAUGGAAGCCGAAAGACUCCUCAUGGAGUUAGGGCGCGACGGGUCUUUCCUAGCGCGACCCAGCAUGAGCAACAAAGGCGACUUCACACUGUCCGUGAGACGAGGCAAUGAGGUCACCCAUAUCAAGAUCCAGAACAAUGGAGAAUUCCUCGAUCUUUAUGGUGGCGAGAAGUUCGCAACGCUCUCCGAACUCGUUCUUUUCUACAAAGAAAAUCAAGGUCAACUGCGAGAAAAGAACGGUAAUGUCAUCAAACUACAAACACCCCUCAAUUGCGCCGAUCCAACUAACGAACGCUGGUACCAUGGACAACUGACGGCCAAGGAAGCUGAAAAAAUGAUGAUGGAAAACGGAAAGAAUGGCUCGUUCCUCGUACGUGAGUCUCAAAGACAACCUGGAGAUUUCGUCUUGUCGGUGCGCACCCGAGAUCGAGUAACGCACGUGAUUAUACGACGCAAUGGUGACCAUUACGAUGUCGGAGGUGGGCAACAAUUUAGUAAUCUUCACGAUCUCAUACAACAUUACCGCAGUUAUCCAAUGGUGGAAACGACAGGCGAAGUUUUAAGGCUUAUUCAGCCGUUUAACGCCACCCGCAUACAAGUCCGACAUUUCCUGUCCAGAGUUAAACAGUUACAGAGUGAAAAUGAAGGUCCUAUUGAAAGCAUGGCUUAUAAGCAAGGCUUUUGGGAAGAAUUUGAAACAUUGCAAAUGAUGGAAAACUUGCAGCUAUUCGACAGGAUGGAGGGUUCAAAGCCGGAGAAUAUUAGGAAAAAUCGUUACAAGAACAUCAUCCCGUUUGAUCACACGCGCGUCGUGUUGAGGGAUAUCCCUCCCGACGCUCCGCCGGGCGCUGAUUACAUAAACGCCAACUACAUUCGGUGUGACCACAUAGAGGCCACAAGUACAGAUUCUCUGGAUUCAGGAAUCGGAAGUACUGGCGGCAAUGAAAAUGGAUCUCCACAAGCCCGAAACGGCUCUCCGACUAAAGGCAAAUCUUCCCCUAUUCGUUCCACGAGCAUUGUAUCUGAAGAAAGCAUAAAGAAAGUAUUGGGAAAUCCUAAACCAGUGACACCUUUUGAAGUAAGCGUACUGCGGUCCAAUCCGAAUUACGUCAACACUACAAUACCGAAGACACUAGGCGAAGCAGAAAUGUGCGAUGCUGACUAUGUCUACAAUAAAAUCUAUAUUGCAACGCAAGGAUGUCUCUCGACUACUAUAUACCAGUUUUGGUCGAUGAUAUGGCAAGAGGACGUUCGCAUCAUAAUAAUGACAACGAAGGAAAUAGAACGUGGAAAGGUUAAAUGCGAGCGGUACUGGCCCGGCUUGCAUAAGACGGAUGUUAUAAACAAGAAAUUCACGAUUGUCAAUGAGUCCGAAUCGUCAACGCCAGAUUACACAUUAAGGCGAUUCUUGGUUACAAAAAAAGAAGAACCUAAUGUGAAAAGAACUAUAUAUCAUUUCCAUUUCACGGCUUGGCCUGAUCACGGCGUGCCGUCGGAGCCGGGUCGCGUAUUGAACAUCUUGCUUGAUGUAAACUUUCGUCUGCAGCAAAUAAUGACCGGUCCAAACCCACCCGCACAGGCCGUUGUCUGUGUGCACUGCUCGGCUGGAAUAGGUCGAACAGGCACUUUUAUAGUCAUCGAUAUGAUUCUGGACCAAAUACGGAAAGAAGGUUUCGACAGCGAGAUAGAUAUUCAUCGCACCGUGCAAAUGGUGCGAGACCAGCGCUCUGGUAUGGUGCAGAAUGAAGCUCAGUACAAGUUUAUCUAUAUGGCGGUGUUGGAAUUCAUCACAACGGAGAUGCAGAGAGUGGGCAUGAAAAUAUCCGAUAAGGACGAGGAGAAGAAGGAAAAGGAAAAUGAAAAAGAUAGAGAGAAAAAGCUCGUGGAGUCACCUCGCUCGAAGAACCAGCAGGCAUUUUUUCCGCAAACACGUUAAAUCGUAGAAAUUUGCGUCAAAAACUUGCUUACUACUGUAGGGUCUGUAGAGUGAAAUAUUUCCAGAUUCUUUAAUCUAUUCUAUUGUUAUUCGUUACAAAUACAACACCGUUUUGAUUAUUAUAGAUUUUAGCAAGGAGCGAUGUGGAUUGCAGUUUAUUUAUUUCGAUGGUAUGAUGGUACUACAUCGUGUUAAUGCUAUUAUUAAUUUUAUUCAAAAGACACAUGUUUAUAUGUGAGCUUUCUGGUAGUACAACGUUAAGCAAAUAUUGAUGUCAGGAAAUUGCUAUUAGAUAUACUGUAGGUACCUACAUCAUAUGAAUGCCAAGAGUGUUAUAGAAGCGAGUUGUUUUGAUUACUAUCAGACUGACAAUUAUUUUGCUUGGUCCAUUAAUGAGCAAUUGGUGAGCGUCGGAACAAAAACAGCACAAUUCACAUUUUGACUUUAUAAGUAGGUUCUUUGUAAGUUUCGUAAGUUUCUGUCUGAACAUAGUGCGACAAAUGCAUUCAAUGAGACUAGAAUCGACAUUCAACAAAAUUAGAAUCGAAAUUUUAUCUGUUUUUGUUCCGAUACUUCUCAGUUAUAAAAACAUUUGGAUCCUUCGUUGUAACAAUGAAAUAUAACAAAGUAAAUAAUAUGAACGAAUGGCAAUGACGAAUAAUAAUUUUUAUUGUAAUAAGUUUUCCGAAUGGAAAAAAUCUGAGACACAAUUUCGUUCUAUGAAGUGUUUUAUUAUUGUUGUAAAAUAUAUUAAUAUGUAUGUAUAGAUUUUAAUUGAAUGAGGCACUAAUUAGAACUCCUAAGUGACCACAAUUAGGCUUCAUAUUUUCCAUUUUCAUAUAAGGGCAAAGAUUUUUGAUUGUGCUAAAAUUAGAUUCACAAGUUGUAGUAAAUAAAUAAAAGUAAUAUUGUUGAAAGAUUGAAACAAGUUAACUAUUGGUAGUUAUGAGAAUAAUAUAUUUUAAAACGGUGAACAUCAAAAUUUAUUGUUGCUUUAAACUAUUAUUACACGAAAGUCAGAGGAGAUUGACUUCAACGUGAUCUCGAAUUGGAUUUUGAAUUCACGCAGUGUGCUUUAUUUCUCAAUAUUUCUAAAGUGUGCGCUUGCUGAGUUAUCGUAAAUAAUUAGAAGCGCUUAGACCGUAGGGUCGGCCAGAAACUCAUAAACGUAAUAUUUAAACGGCCCACUCAUUCCUUUACCUGAUGAUUGUGAACAGCAAUCAUAUGAUAUUUUUUUCCUUACAACUUAAAGUUUAAAACAAUAUUUCUGAAUUUAAAUACAUCUAUAUAUUUUACACAUACUUCUCUGUUCUAAAUAUGAUGGGCGUAUUUUUAUUGUCUGAAUUUGAUACUGAACUAUAUUUUUUUCAGUAAAUUGACUUACAGCAGUAGCAGAGAAAAAUCAGUAUGAAUUUGCAUUUUUACCUAAUUUGGUGGAGGCAUAAAAACCGUUACAGUGAAGUAUAGAAAUUGUUUGUAAGCGAUAGAUACUUUACUGCGUGUUAAAUAAGGGUAAUACGACAUUCAUCAGUACUUUGCAGUUGCGCACCCAUUGUACAAAAUUACAUAAUUGGAUGUCAAAAGUUUUUAACAUGGGCGCGCCACUGAAGCAUGUAGAUGAAAUAAAGUAUAUUCGUAAUGGUCCGCACGCACUGUUUGUACUGUGUGAUAACCGACAAUCUUGAAGUCUGUUAGUCACCGAUAUGCACUUAAGCAACGCGACAUACAAACGCGUGCGGAUCUUUAGUCUCCUCUAAAUUAGAUCGCUGAUAAGAUUGUCUACAAAUGAACUUUAAAAAUAUAAGUAUCAAAUAAUUGGAUAUCGCAUGAAAUCAGUUCUUGAAUGAAAUUUUUACAUUGAGGAUUACUUGUGUAAAUGGUUUUUUUUUGCAAUAAUAUCCAUCUUUGAUAGUUUUAUUCGUGCUUUUGAUGUAAGGAUCGAAAGUUUUAAUUCUUGUUAAAAUCUGAAGGAGUGCGCAUAUUUGACAGUACUUAUUUUCGAACGCGUCAUUUUCUCAUUAUUAGUUCGAAAUUAUAUUGAAUAGCCAGCACACUUAUUGUACUACAUUAUUGACAUUUUUGGGUGUUCUAUAGUUGCCGAUAGUUUCUUCUAAAAUUUAUUAAUAUGUAAUGUGUAAAGUUGGUGAUGUCACAAGGCCGAUGGCAGGCGGGUAUUAAGAUAGUACUGACAAACGUGCGUUCACCUUAAAGGCGAGGUGCUUUUGUGAAGUAUUUGGGCCAUGCAGCAGCAUGUGCGUCGGUGCGAAAUUUUUUUUUAUGGAAUUUAUUUUUUGUUUCCAAUUUUAGGUGAUAUUAUGUAUUACGAAGAUCAUUUUCAGCAGCGGAAUUUAUUGUAAGCAAUGUCGCAAGUCGAGUCCCAGGGAGUCGCCAAACUUAUCCACACCUAAUUGCAUUAUGCCGGUCGGAGAAAGUCUUAUGGCUCAAGACGAUUCUGUGCUAAUAAGUUUGGUGGUCCCCUUAACCCAAGUGUUCACGUCGAACGCUCUGCCAUACAUUUCUGUUGUAUGUACGUUGGUGUUUAAUAUUAUAUACUGUGAAAAAAACAAUGCAUAGAAUAGAUAUUUUUUUCAAAUUCGUUUGAAGAGUAACAAAACAAUAACAACUGCGAUAACAGUAGGUGUUUUACCUUUUAAAUGUAGGUUUAAAUAUUAAGUAAUCUAUGUAACUAUACAUUAAUACAUGCAUUCGGAAUGAAGGUGGUGAGAGAUGUAGCUCACGUUCGUGGCAUCCGUAGCCUUUAUCUACCGGAGACAGGCAUUAGUGUGUCAUCGUAAGAUAGCGUUAAAAGUAUUUUCGCGACAAAAAAUGUUUUUUAAUUUCGUGUUAUUCUGCAAUAUUUCUUUCUAAACCUCUGCAGGUUUAGAAAGGAAUAUCGGAGGCAAGAGUAGUUUUUCGAAAAUUUUGUUAACGCCAUCUUAUGACGUAUGUGUAACCUAGAACUCGCAGAAGUUAAUGUGAAUUUCUGUCGCUUUGGUUUUUUGUCUGUAUUAAUUAAUAUCACUUGUAGACACAACAAAAUGUCACUGCUGAACUACCAAUCACGUAACAAGUGCGUACAUUUAAAAAAGUUUAAAUCGAUAAAUUUUUAAAAUUUAAAAUAGGCCAAGUGAGAGGAAGAGGGUGAGGAGGAGGUAAAGCAAAUACGAAGUCUCAAGUUAACUUCUGCAGGUUGUAAUGUUCGAUUGGCGCAAACGUAAGCUAAAUAUAAGUUCAGUACAUCUUUUUAUGUUAAGUGACAGCAGAAAUUCAAUUUAUACAUGAUACGAAUACAUGCCGCCUAAAAUUAAGAAGUACUCAAUGGAUAUAUAGGUGCCUCGUGAGGUAACCUACAUAUAUUAUCUUCUAACCAUUUUUCCAAUUCCUUUUCACCCUUUAUGUGUUUUUCCUAAGUGCUUAGGCUGCUAACAAAUUGACUGCAUGUUUUCAUUUAAUGCGUGAUGGUCGUAAUCAACUUCAUGCAGUCGUGGUCUCGAUUACUUGAUUACGACUUCACGCAUUAACUGCAUGAAGUCGAUCUAGACUUCAUUAAGUUAAUGCGUAAAGUCGUUGUCCGAGACUUCGACUGCAAGAAGUUGAUAACGACUUGACGUAUUAACUCCAUGAAGUCGUUAUCAAUUUCAUUAGCAGUUAGCAGCCUUAUAGAUCUCGUUUUGUUAUGAUACGAACACGUGCAGUGAAGUGUCGAACUUAAAUUAUGUUUAAUUUGCGCGAGUAGGGAUAGAGAGAAAUGUCUACAAUCUACGAUUCGGCAUUGCUGAAAUGAUCUAAAGCUAUUUUACGUUGUUGGCAUUUUUAUUUAUACUAUAUUCCAAUGUGUAAAGCUGAGCUUAAGUAAUGCAUGGAGAAAAUAAUGAGAAAAUUUUUAUGUUAUCUGCUAAAGAUAUAUGUUGUGUUAUGUAAUUAUAAUAAUGAAUAAA
This is a messenger RNA of Hyposmocoma kahamanoa, 6146 nucleotides long. RefSeq names its product tyrosine-protein phosphatase corkscrew (gene csw). The transcript has 2 exons. The record is from RefSeq and is a predicted model, not a curated record. Bases 235 to 2208 code for a protein of 657 amino acids. Gene Ontology annotation, biological process: protein dephosphorylation. Gene Ontology annotation, molecular function: protein tyrosine phosphatase activity. NCBI's taxonomy places the organism in Eukaryota, Metazoa, Arthropoda, Insecta, Lepidoptera, Cosmopterigidae.